Messenger RNA from Carassius auratus (goldfish), 1621 nucleotides. RefSeq names its product carcinoembryonic antigen-related cell adhesion molecule 20-like. Bases 47 to 1306 code for a protein of 419 amino acids. The record is from RefSeq and is a predicted model, not a curated record. The transcript has 9 exons. NCBI's taxonomy places the organism in Eukaryota, Metazoa, Chordata, Actinopteri, Cypriniformes, Cyprinidae.
GUUCAGAUGACUUAAGCAGCAGCUCCUGACAGCUGAGAGUUCGAUCAUGAUGGUUUCUGAUAGUUUUUACUGUACGCUGUGGAUGCUAUCGCUUUUUGGCCAGUAUUUAGGGGAAGACCUGCAGUUUUCUGGUCCGGUUUAUGGAGCAGUAGGAGGAAGUGUGGUGUUUGCUCCUGAUAACCCGCCCUCCACAUCAAUUGAUAUAGUUCAGUGGAAUUUUGGAUCAACUGUAAUAUUGACAGGAUCGCCUGAUUCACCUACAAUAGACCCAGCAUACAGAGACAGAGUCAGUUUUGAUAUAAACACUAUCGCUCUGGAGCUCUGGAACCUAAUACUGGGUGAUUCUGGGAUAUACAGACUUACUGUAAUAACUAGUGCUGGAGACUCACUUACAGGAGAAACUUCACUACAACUGUUUGAAAAUAUAACUAAUGUUAGAGUUAUUGGUCCAGAAGGAUCAUUAAUAGAAGGAGAAUCAUCUGCUAACUUCAGCUCUGAGGGAACUGGCAUCAUCACCUCUGUGCAGUGGAUGAAAGAUAACAGUCCUCUGUCUCCUAGCAACAACAUCAUCUUCUCAUCUGAUCACAGAUCAGUGUCCAUCAGUCCAGUCCAGAGAUCAGACAGUGGAGAAUAUCAAUGUACAUAUACAAACCCUGCUAGCUCUCAGACGGCAAAACCUGUGCGUCUGAUCAUCAACUAUGGACCAGAAGAUGUUUCUGUUAAGGGUGAGGAUGUGGUGGAUUUAGGGGUUCGUGUGUCUCUCUCUUGUUCUGCAAAUUCUGAACCUGCUGCUUCAUUCAGCUGGAAGUUUAAUGAAACAGACACCAAUGUGACCACAGACACAUUCACCAUAAAUGAGACUGACUUCACACACAGUGGAGAUUACAUCUGCACAGCCUCCAAUAAUGUCACAAAGAGAAACGCCUCACACAAACAUGCUUUACUAGUUAAAGAAAGAGGAGGAGGGCUGUCAUCAGGGGCGAUAGCUGGGAUUGUCAUUGGGGUUUUAGUGGCAGUUGUAGGCAUUUGUGGUCUGACUGUCUAUUUAACAAAAACAAAGAAAAUCCCAAAGUUAAACCAACAACAAAAAGGACAAGCAAGUGAAGCAGCACAAAGCAGACAGGAGACAAAGGCUAGAGGAGAUGGAGUGAUUCCAGGGAAGAUGAGUGAACAUAUAUAUGAGAAUGACAAACAUGAAAAUGAGUAUGAGAAUGAUAUGUAUGAAAAUGUAAAGCUUGAUUAUUCAAGAAGGCCAAGGGCUCCUACUCCUCCUCAGGUCUCAAACCCUCCUCCUGUGCGCAGGUGAAGAAGUGAAGACACUGAAACACAUCUACUGCAAGAUGAUCGAUCAGACUGUAUCAUUUUUUUCUGUUCUUUUUUUUUAACAAUUUAAAGAUAAAAAAUGUAUAUGGCAUAUUAAUGAAAUAUCAUAAACUGUUGCAUCAACUGUUUGUUCUGUGUGCUCCACUAAUGCAGUUUAAUUAUAAACUUGUUCCUCACAAUGGACAAAUAUAUUUUUCCUGACAUAGUUCCUUAAAAAGUCACAAAUACAGAAGUAUAUUUCUGUAACAGUAAAAGAUUAGGGUCAAAGCCAUAACCGUAUAAAAGGCCAUAUAUUAAA